Nicotiana tabacum (common tobacco) is the source of this 1614-nucleotide messenger RNA. RefSeq names its product histone deacetylase 2. The record is from RefSeq and is a predicted model, not a curated record. NCBI's taxonomy places the organism in Eukaryota, Viridiplantae, Streptophyta, Magnoliopsida, Solanales, Solanaceae. Gene Ontology annotation, molecular function: histone deacetylase activity. Gene Ontology annotation, cellular component: histone deacetylase complex. Gene Ontology annotation, biological process: epigenetic regulation of gene expression.
CUUCAACCACUCAUGCCAGGUGUCAAAGCUCCGAGUCCCUUCUCAGUUCUGAGUAUACUACUGCUGCCAAUUUCAGCCGAGUCAACCUUCCUCUCUCUCUGACCUCAAUCUCUCUCGUCUUCUUCUUCUUCAAUUCAAAUUAGUUCAACAAAGUCAUCGCCAUUAAAGUUGCUCAAUUUCUCAAUUGUUUCACUUUAUGCAAUUCCCCUCUUCUCCGAAUGUCGACAGCAUCUUCAUCCAAAACCGACGACGCCGAAGCUCUACGUCGGCAUCGUAUUCUCUCUAGCAAGCUGUAUUUGGAUGUGCCUCCUUCUAAGGUUCCGUUGAUAUACUCGUCAUCCUAUGACAUUUCUUUUCUCGGUAUUGAGAAACUGCAUCCAUUUGACGCUUCAAAAUGGGGUCGAAUCUGCCGGUUUCUCUCUAAGAACGGUAUCGUGGAUCAAAAGCAUAUAGUUGAGCCUGUGGAGGCAACAAAAGAUGAUCUGCUAGUGGUGCAUUCAGAAUCAUACUUGAAAAGUUUGAAUAGCAGCUUGAAUGUCUCCAAGAUUGUUGAGGUCCCUCCUGCUGCAAUGCUUCCCAAUUGCCUUGUGCAGCAGAAAGUGCUUCGCCCUUUCCGCAAGCAGGUGGGAGGAACAAUCGUGGCUGCAAAGCUUGCAAAAGAACGAGGAUGGGCUAUUAAUGUUGGUGGUGGAUUUCAUCAUUGUUCAUCAGAGAGGGGAGGCGGUUUUUGUGUUUAUGCUGAUAUAUCUCUUUGUAUACAUUUUGCAUUUGUGCAUUUAAAUAUCUCAAGAGUCAUGAUAAUCGACCUUGAUGCACACCAAGGAAAUGGCCAUGAAAUGGACUUCUCCGAGGACAGAAGAGUCUUUAUCCUUGAUAUGUACAAUCCUGGAAUUUAUCCACUUGAUUUUGAAGCCAGGCGGUACAUUGAUCUAGGAGUCGAAGUUCAGAGUGGGACUGCAACAGAUGAAUACUUGACUAAGCUAGAUCAUGCACUUGAGGUUGCAGAGAAGAAAUUUGAUCCCGAUUUUGUUGUCUAUAAUGCUGGCACUGAUAUUUUGGAUGGGGAUCCACUUGGCAGGUUGAAGAUCAGUCCUGAUGGCAUUGCUAGUAGGGACGAAAAGGUUUUCAGGUUUGCUAGAGAGAGAAACAUCCCCCUCAUCAUGCUCACAUCAGGCGGUUACAUGAAAUCCAGUGCCAGAGUUAUUGCUGAUUCAAUCAUAAAUCUCUCUGAGAAAUCCCUUAUAGACAUGAAAAGUUUACCAGCUGGAAAAGCAUAGUAGGUGAAUGUCCUUUGGGCUACUUUGAAAGGCCUGAAAUUUAAACUGUUUUCGUUUGUGUUUCUAAGAAGAGAGAAUAAUUUCCGUUGAUAGUGGUUGCGUGUAGUAUAUGCUACUGGGAUGCAGGAGAAGGGAAAAGCGAGAAUGUUAAGAUUUGUGCACCUUAAUGCAUUUAGCUAAGAAUGUAAAUUAUAUAUUCCUAUGUUGCUAGUUCAUGUAUGAACUCACUCAUGCAACUUGUAAUCUUCAACGCAUCAGGAUGUGGUAUAUGUAAAGGAGGAGCAUGAUUCAAGUUAUGGCUCAACUCUUGGUAGCAGAUUGGAAUCUGUUUGUGACU